GGAAAAAAGGUAAUUAUCUAAGGCUUGCACUUCAAAGUACCAAGAGAUUAAAAGAGUGCAGACUUAAGAAUUAAGACUGCGGUGGUGGAUCUUGCAGUAGAGUAGAAGGAGGAUUGAAGGAGAGAAAUGGAUCAGAUUCUGAACAAAGUUGGGUCCUACUGGUUCAACCGCAAGGCUACCAAGCAACUUGACUCUGUUGGUGAUGAUAUCAAUUCACUGUCAGACAGUAUUGGAGGCGGAACCCGAUGGUUGGUGAACAAAAUAAAAGGAAAGAUGCAAAAGCCUUUGACUGAGUUGCUAAAGGAGUAUGAUCUUCCUGUAGGGAUCUUUCCUCGUGACACAACGAACUACGAGUUCAAUGAAGAAACAAGGAAGCUCGUCGUUUACAUUCCUCAAGUGUGUGAAGUAGGCUACAAGGAUUCGUCGGUCCUGCGUUUCACCACCACCGUGACUUGUUAUCUCGAAAAAGGGAAGUUGGCGGAUAUAGAGGGAAUGAAGACCAAAGUAUUGAUCUGGACUAAAGUGACCGCGAUUUCAUCAGAAGGAUCAAAGCUCCAUUUCACUGCUGGUAUGAAGAAAACAAGGAGCAGAGAAGCAUAUGAGGUUUCAAGGGAUGGUGUGACCGUAGAAAAAUUCUGAUGGAUUAAGAAUAUAUAUAUACACCAUCCUUUCGUGUCUGUAAUUUGACAAUAUGUGAUAUAAUUUUUUUUUCUUCUUUUUUGAAAGUUAUAUAAAUUGUCUGUUCAAUGUUGUGAUUUGUUGGAACCUGAGACAUAAUAGUAAAUUCAGAUCUUGCUGUGUGGGUCGAUCAUUUUACU
Arachis ipaensis is the source of this 818-nucleotide messenger RNA. RefSeq lists its product as uncharacterized. The record is from RefSeq and is a predicted model, not a curated record. Lineage: Eukaryota; Viridiplantae; Streptophyta; Magnoliopsida; Fabales; Fabaceae.